AUGGCCUUCUUGAAAACGCCCCAUCUGGCCUCUGCAUUUUGUGCAGCUACCAGGAAUAUUACCCAUCAGCAGAUAUUAGUCAAGAGCCAUCAUGCCGCCGCCAGUUCCCCUCCUCCUGCCGAGGGCUUCAUGCCCGGUGUUGCCAAUUCUAAGUUCAUCAAGAGCACACACCACGAAGCCCUCAGGAACCCUGAGCUCGCCAGUGUUGCCAAUGGGGAGACUAAGAAGAUGAAUACUUUCCAGGCUGUUAACGAUGCCAUGAGCAUUGCUUUAGCCACUGAUGAUACUGCAUGUGUGUUUGGAGAGGAUGUCGCCUUCGGAGGCGUCUUCCGCUGUACAAUGGGACUCGCAGAGAUGUUUGGACGUGACAGAGUCUUCAACACUCCCUUAACAGAGCAGGGUAUUGCUGGAUUUGGUAUCGGUAUGGCAGCUAUGGGAUCGACCGCCAUUGCUGAGAUUCAGUUCGCAGAUUAUAUCUUUCCAGCCUUUGAUCAGCUAGUGAACGAGGCUGCUAAGUACCGUUACCGCUCUGGAGGAGAAUUUAACGUCGGUGGAUUGUGCAUCCGCACACCAAGCGGUGCCGUAGGACAUGGUGGCCACUACCACUCCCAGAGCCCCGAGGCUUACUUUGCGCACACCCCUGGUCUCAAGGUUGUCAUUCCUCGCGGUCCAAUCCAGGCUAAGGGCCUUCUCCUGGCCUCAAUCCGUGAUCGCAACCCUGUUAUCUUCAUGGAGCCCAAGAUUCUCUACCGCGCUGCAGUCGAGAUGGUUCCAGUCGGCGACUACGAAUUGCCCCUGGGCAAGGCCGAGAUUCUGACGCAGGGCAAUGAUUUGACAGUAGUCGGCUGGGGUGCACAGCUCUAUGUUCUCGAGAACGCGAUUCAGCUGGCCCAGAAGAAGAUGCCCGGUCUCUCGGUCGAGCUGAUCGAUCUCCGCUCGAUCUUGCCUUGGGACGUCGAGACCGUCUGCAAGUCUGUCAACAAGACAGGACGUCUCUUGAUCGCUCACGAGGCUCCCAAGACCCAGGGCUUUGCUGCUGAAAUCGCCAGCACCGUUAUGGAGAGAUGCUUCUUGCGCCUUGAGGCUCCCCCACAGCGUCUCUGCUCCUUUGACACACCCUUCCCCUUGGUGUUUGAAAAGUUCCAUGUCCCUGACAUGAUCCGUUGCGCUGAGGGUAUUGAGCGCGCAAUGAAGUUUUAG
Gamsiella multidivaricata is the source of this 1200-nucleotide messenger RNA. Its product is annotated as thiamine diphosphate-binding protein. Gene Ontology annotation, molecular function: catalytic activity. Gene Ontology annotation, biological process: branched-chain amino acid catabolic process; response to nutrient. The transcript is spliced from 7 exons. The coding region runs from base 1 to 1200 and encodes 399 amino acids. The record is from RefSeq and is a predicted model, not a curated record. Lineage: Eukaryota; Fungi; Mortierellomycota; Mortierellomycetes; Mortierellales; Mortierellaceae.